CGGUAGUUAGGUAAGUUUGAAACUUUGAAUUUAUUGCUUGAAAUUAGUGUAUUGCGUUGCAAAUCAGUGAAGUCGCAACGGUCGUCACGUAAACUCGCUCUCACUUGAAUAUUCCUUUUUUUUUGUUUCUAGUUCAUAAUUUCAAAAACUCCAAUAAGUCGUCAAUGGAAGAGCCGCAAUGGAAUUGCAAUGAGUAAUUCAAAAUGGACAAAUCGGGGCACUGGAAAAUGUCCAAACUGCAGCAGUACUUAUAGCACGGCUUGGAAACCAAAAAAUUGCACAUCAUGUAAUUUUGAACUUGGCGGCCAUCAUGUCCCCAAGCCCAAAAAGGCAAAGCUGGAAAACCCAAGUGCUGUUGUUGUUCAUGACAACAUAUAUUCAGUGCGAAGUAGCCCAAGAGGAGAAAGGUGUUUUGUGGUGAAUGAACCUGACAACAAGUUUUGUCACCAUGAGAAGUGCAAGCCAUUUAGAGGUAUGGCAGUGGUCAGUUCUACCCCAGUUGCUGAGUUUAGGUGCCCACACUUGGACAUGACAAAAGAUUCAAGUUCUCAUGCACCAUUUGGAUGUUGGCAAUUGAACACAGAUGCCAUAGCCAACUAUAAAUGUGAUGAAGAGACCAAACAAGAGCUGCACUAUGUAAUGGAAAAAUGUAUUGACCAGGGUUGGCAUUCUGUCAUACAAGUAGCAACCAAAGUAUAUGCUGUUUUUUGGCGACCUAGUUCAUCAUCCCCUUUAGGAUUUGUGCACAUAAUGCUGACUAAAGAGGAUUGCUACAAAUGCGGCUCAAAGGAUUGCAAGUCUAUGUAUGUUGGCUCAUCAAAGCAACAGAAGACAAGGAAGCUAUGUAUGCACAUGCAUGUGCUUCUGUGUGCUCUAAUGCCACACAGUACUGCAUUAGAGUCUACAUGUGCACAUAACUUGCCAUGCAGCUCUUCUAGUUCAUGUAAUUUUCCAUUGCCAUCUGCAUCUAGCAGCAUACCAGCUUAAACCUACU
This is a messenger RNA of Exaiptasia diaphana, 994 nucleotides long. RefSeq lists its product as uncharacterized. The coding region runs from base 190 to 987 and encodes 265 amino acids. The transcript has 2 exons. The record is from RefSeq and is a predicted model, not a curated record. Lineage: Eukaryota; Metazoa; Cnidaria; Anthozoa; Actiniaria; Aiptasiidae.